AGAAAGAAAAGGAAGGAAGGAAGGAAGGAAGGAAGGAAGGAAGGAGAGAAAGAAGGAAGGAAGGAAAGAAGGAAAAGGUAGCACUGUCUGCAGUGUAGGGUUGUUAGAGAAGGUUCCCCCACUGCUGCCACCAAACAGUUAAAACGUUCCAAGCCCUGUCCGAAAUGCAGUGUCGCGCUGUUGCUCUCUGCCUGGGCCGAGGUUUCAUCCUCCCCCCGCCCCGCCCCGCAGCCCUCAGCCCUCAGCCCCGCUCCAUCCAUGCCCGCUGACUGCCGGCCCCCGCACAGCCCGGGCUGCGGGCACGGAGGGCGGACAAACCGUUUCCUUUCCCCGGAACGUUUUGGAGGAGGAGGAGGGCCUGGAGGUGCCCCGGAGGUUUCUGGCCGCUCCCGACCCGCAGAUCCCUGCCGGGAGCACCCUCCUUCUGUAAGCGUUCCGAAUUUCCCUUUAAAACAGCCCCUCCCGUUGCCGGCUGCUAACGUGGAGACAGCUGGGGCGGGGGCACCGUUCAGUGCCUCGCGUACCCCCGCCGUGCCCCCUCGCACCCCUACCUCUGCCCACGGGGCUGCGGCGGGGCCGGACAGCCGCAGCCGGGCCGGGCCGGAGAGGGGAGAGCCGGGCCGGGAGAAGCACUGCAGCGCCGUCCGCGCCGCAGCCGCCAUCCGCCCGCCGCUCUCACGGAGAGAUACGGAGCUGCGGUCGGCUUUGAUGGGGCCGAGCUCCGCACUCCGGGGCCGUCCGACCUCUGACCCGCGAAGCCCACAUGUGCGGUGCUGCAGCUCCCUCUGUGAAACGCACCUCGGGACAGCAGCUCUUUGUCGGCUCCAACGGCAGCGCCAUGUGAAAAGGGAAAAGGGAAAUCGUGAAAAUCUCAGCCAAAGCCGCAACUUUUAAAUGCCUUUUUUUUUUUCCCCCUCAAACCCGCUCUCGAGGCAGGAAGGAGCACCACUCUCUCACGCCAAACGUAUUUAUCGCUGUAUUUACAGACCUAUAUAUGCAUGCGCGUGUGUAUAGGUAUAAAGUUGCCGCUGCCAGGCGAAGGGCAGCGCCCGCGGCCGCGCACUUUGCGCGCACUUUGCGCCCCCGGCCCCGCGGCACAGCGCUGGCGCAGCCCCCGCAGGAGCGCAUCCGGCUCAGAGCCGCAGCGAUGGGGGCACCGGGCGGCCGCUCUCGGAGCGGGGGUGGCCGCGGUCCGCGCCGGUGGCGGAGGAGCAGCGCGGCGACAGCGCGCGAUGGGCGCUGUAAUACAAUUUCUGCUGUCAUUCAUAAAUAACAAUGCCAUAUGGUCCCCAUAUUGCGGGUACAAGAAAAGCCGUCAAAGUGUCACCGUUUGAUUUAUCUCAACAGCUUCUUCCGGGGGCGACGUACGGCUGCGAAGAGAGGAAGGAGGGGAGAGGGCACAACCAAAAACGCGCCCCGGGUUUCCCGAGGCCGCCCCUCUCCCUCCGUUCUCUUCCAACACAUACAGACGCAAACGGAAGGAGGGAUUCCUUUUUUCUUAUUUUGCCCCCGUCUGAGCGAAUCCCCAAAGGGGACGAGCCGGGAGAAACAUGCCACGCUUUCCCCGUCAAAGCGCACGCUGAAAAUGGCAACUGCGCGACUUCUGCCGCGGGUCUCUCUCCCGAAGGCUGUCCCCUCCCGCCCGAGCCCCGGCCCCGCUUGUCCUCCGCCGUGGGGAGGGCUCCCGGCCCUGCCCGCACCUCCCGGCCUCUCCCGGCAGCUGUGGGGCAGCCGCCAGCGCAGCCCCGCGCAGGAUGCGCGCAAC
This is a messenger RNA of Gallus gallus (chicken), 1765 nucleotides long. RefSeq lists its product as uncharacterized. The transcript is spliced from 2 exons. NCBI's taxonomy places the organism in Eukaryota, Metazoa, Chordata, Aves, Galliformes, Phasianidae. The record is from RefSeq and is a predicted model, not a curated record. Bases 259 to 894 code for a protein of 211 amino acids.